Messenger RNA from Rattus norvegicus (Norway rat), 9542 nucleotides. The record is from RefSeq and is a predicted model, not a curated record. Lineage: Eukaryota; Metazoa; Chordata; Mammalia; Rodentia; Muridae.
GAUCAUUAACUGUUGUUUUGAAGUUCUUUAUAAAUUGAAAGAGCCUUGAGCUAUAAUUUAUGUAGGUGAAGUGUUUCUCGGGUUGGUCUAAGAGACAUAACACCUUAUGUUUUAUGAUAGGCAGAAUAGCUUUCCUUCAGUCUGUGUGUUGGGCCCAUGUUCUCUGCACACAGACUUGGUGGCUGCGUUGGUGCCUCAGAAGAGGCGAGUGUGCUCUGUUAGGGAAGUGUUUGACACAGGCCACUGUUUUAAUAAAGUCAGAGUGCUUCUAGCAAUGACAAUGGAUGAGUGUGUCUCUUACCCCUUCAUUCCAUAGCAAGUGGCAAGGGUGAAUUAACAGUGUGCCAGACAUCAUAUGCCUGGGGCAUAGUAGGAGACCUGGGAAGAUUUACAGUAAUCAAACACAAACAGACAGAAUAGCAUGAAGAAAUUUCAGUCCUCCCAGUCCAGCUUACAAACUUAAUUAGGCUUAUUGGGGCAGAAAAUAUUUUUUUUCCCUCCCCACUUUUUAUCUGUUUCUCUUCACUCCCACCUCCUUCAUGCUCAGACUCUCUGAUUCUCUUCGUGGGGAUCAUAUUGCUAACAAAGGGACUCCUUUUCUUGUUGCUUGCUUUUUAAUUCUAACUUGGUUCCUUUGGCUUAUUAGGAAACAGAACAGAAAUGACAACAAAAUAAGAUGUCGGAAAGACUCCAUUUGUGCACUGUUUUCAAAAAUUCCCCAUUUAAAAAUUUGCACUGAGGAAUUUUUUUUGUGGUUCUAUACUUAGAUCUGUACACAUCUUUGUGAAUUUAUGGGCGCUCUUGGCUUGCUGUCUUAACAACUGUCAGCUGAGCUAACUUGCUCUGUCUGUCUUCUCUGUGCAUUGUAUGGUACGGUGCAGGGGAUGCACACGGAUGCUGUUCCCUGCCUUUCCGUUAGCUGUGCAGUGUUGAGCUUCAGUUGAUGAUGGCAAAUGAUUCGGGCUAGGAGAAGAGGUGGGGUUUCUUCCUGUCUUCCCUCUGGUGGUCAGUAAAAUCCCUGACAAAUGCCUCUCCAAGGCUGUGGAAUGUAUGGAUAAAGGAAAAGCCUAGGAUUGCUAGGGGAGUGGCGAUAGGUGAGGCUCCACUCUCGUGUGCUCCAUGGAAACAGGAAACAAGCCUUUUGAGCUUCUGCUUGCCCGCUGAUUUGCCGGUUAUCCAGGUUUCCCCUCAAAAAACCUAUAAGGCAUGGAAGUAUUUUGAACCGAGAGUCACCAACAGAUAAGAAACAGAAAGUCGAACGCAGCACAUCACAUGAUUUUGACCCCACAGAUAGCUCCUCCAAGAAGACAAAGUCUAGUUCAGAGGAGAGUAGAUCCGAGAUCUAUGGUCUUGUUCAGCGCUGUGUGAUCAUCCAGAAAGAUGACAAUGGAUUCGGGCUGACAGUCAGCGGGGACAAUCCAGUCUUCGUACAAUCUGUCAAAGAAGAUGGAGCAGCCAUGCGCGCUGGAGUACAAACAGGUGAUCGAAUCAUCAAGGUGAAUGGGACUCUGGUGACUCAUUCAAAUCAUCUGGAGGUGGUGAAACUAAUCAGAUCUGGUUCCUAUGUAGCUCUCACUGUCCAGGGACGCCCACCUGGGUCGCCCCAGAUUCCACUUGCUGAGUCUGAAGUAGAACCAUCAGUCAUUGGACAUAUGUCUCCCAUUAUGACAUCCCCUCAUUCCCCUGGAGCAGCCGGGAACAUGGAGAGAAUCACUAGUCCUGUGCUCAUGGGGGAGGAAAACAAUGUGGUCCAUAACCAGAAAGUAGAGAUUCUGAGGAAAAUGUUACAGAAAGAACAGGAGCGUCUGCAGUUACUGCAGGAAGAUUACAACCGAACGGCUACCCAGAGAUUGCUCAAGGAGAUCCAGGAGGCCAAGAAGCACAUCCCCCAGCUGCAGGAGCAGCUGUCCAAAGCCACAGGCUCUGCUCAGGACGGAGCUGUAAUUGCACCCUCCAGGCCAUUAGGUGAUGCCCUAACACUCAGCGAGGCAGAAACGGACCCUGGAGACGGCCUGUGCAGGACUGACUGGAGCAGUGGAGAUGCUUCUCGGCCCAGUAGUGACAGUGCAGAUAGCCCCAAGAGUAGCCUGAAGGAAAGGGUUUGUCUCGAGGACACCCCAGAGAGGACUGAAGGAGUUCAGGAUGCUGACACACAGUCGCUGGUCGGCAGUCCCUCCACCCGUGGCGCCCCUCAUAUUAUCGGAGCAGAGGAUGAUGAUUUUGGUACUGAACACGAGCAGAUCAAUGGACAGUGCAGCUGUUUCCAGAGCAUUGAGUUGCUGAAGUCUCGCCCUGCCCACUUGGCUGUUUUCUUACACCAUGUAGUCUCACAGUUUGACCCUGCAACAUUGCUCUGUUAUCUCUAUUCAGACCUGUAUAAGCAGACGAACUCCAAGGAGACUCGGCGGGUCUUCCUGGAGUUUCAUCAGUUCUUCUUGGACCGAUCUGCACACCUGAGAGUUUCCGUCCCCGAGGAAAUCUCUGUGGAUCUAGAAAAGAGAAGACCCGAGCUCAUUCCUGAGGAUCUGCAUCGCCAUUACAUUCAAACAAUGCAGGAGAGGGUUCACCCUGAAGUUCAGAGGCACUUGGAGGAUUUUCGACAGAAACGCAGCAUGGGACUGACCUUGGCUGAGAGUGAGCUGACCAAACUUGAUGCAGAGAGAGACAAGGACCGGGGAACUCUGGAGAAGGAGCGAGCAUGUGCGGAACAGAUCGUUACCAAAAUUGAAGAAGUAUUGAUGACUGCUCAGGCUGUAGAAGAAGAAAGGAGUUCCACCAUGCAGUAUGUAAUUCUCAUGUAUAUGAAGCAUUUGGGAGUAAAAGUGAAAGAACCUCGAAACUUGGAGCACAAGCGGGGUCGGAUCGGCUUCCUUCCGAAGAUCAAGCAAAGCAUGAAGAAAGAUAGAGAGGGGGAAGAAAAAGGGAAGCGAAGAGGAUUCCCCAGCAUUUUGGGACCCCCAAGAAGACCAAGCCGCCAUGACAACAGUGCAAUUGGCAGGGCCAUGGAGAUACAGAAGCUUCGCCACCCGAAGCACUUGUCCGCACCCUCAUCUAUGAGUCCUGAGCUUCAGGACCCUGCUAAGUUGCGCCAGAGUGGAGUAGCCAAUGAAGGAACAGACACUGGAUAUCUGCCUGCCAGUUCCAUGUCCUCUGCCACCUCAGGGGCUGCUCUUUCCCAAGAGGGAGGGAGAGAGAAUGACACAGGAGCAAAACAAGUUGGAGACGCGGUGGCACCUGGAGACUGCUUGGAUAGCAUACCUCGAGUCCCCAAUACUGUUUUUGACUUCCCCCCGCCUCUGCUAGAUCAAGUGCAGGAGGAGGAAUGUGAAGUGGAGAGGGUGGCAGAACAUGGAACCCCAAAACCCUUUCGAAAGUUUGACAGCAUCGCCUUUGGAGAAAGUCAGAGUGAGGACGAGCAGUUUGAAAAUGACCUGGAAACAGAUCCACCCAACUGGCAGCAGCUCGUUAGCAGAGAAGUGCUACUGGGACUGAAACCCUCCGAGAUCAAGAGACAGGAAGUGAUUAAUGAAUUGUUCUACACUGAGAGAGCGCAUGUCCGAACACUGAAGGUUCUUGACCAAGUAUUCUAUCAGCGAGUGUCCAGGGAAGGGAUUCUAUCACCUUCCGAGCUGCGCAAGAUUUUUUCAAACUUGGAGGAUAUCCUUCAACUUCAUGUUGGGUUGAAUGAGCAGAUGAAAGCUGUCCGAAAAAGGAACGAGACCUCAGUUAUUGAUCAUAUUGGGGAAGAUCUGCUCCUUUGGUUCAGUGGACCAGGGGAGGAGAAGCUGAAGCACGCUGCUGCCACAUUCUGCAGUAACCAGCCUUUCGCCCUGGAAAUGAUCAAGUCUCGCCAGAAAAAGGAUUCUCGAUUCCAGACUUUUGUGCAAGAUGCUGAGAGUAACCCCCUGUGCCGUCGUCUUCAGCUGAAGGAUAUCAUUCCCACCCAAAUGCAGAGGCUCACCAAGUACCCCCUUCUUUUGGAUAAUAUCGCCAAAUACACAGAAUGGCCUCCAGAAAGGGAAAAGGUGAAGAAGGCUGCAGAUCAAUGUCGUCAGAUCUUAAAUUAUGUAAAUCAGGCUGUCAGGGAGGCAGAAAACAAGCAGCGCUUAGAAGACUAUCAGCGUCGCCUUGACACCUCCAGUCUCAAGUUGUCUGAGUACCCGAAUGUUGAUGAGCUCAGGAAUUUGGAUUUAACAAAAAGAAAGAUGAUUCAUGAAGGGCCGUUGGUCUGGAAGGUGAAUAGAGAUAAAAGCAUCGAUCUGUAUACACUGCUGCUGGAAGACAUUCUUGUGCUGUUACAGAAGCAGGACGACAGGCUGGUACUGAGGUGCCACAGCAAGAUCCUGGCCUCCACAGCUGACAGCAAGCACACCUUCAGUCCUGUCAUUAAGCUCAGCACAGUGCUGGUCCGACAGGUGGCCACAGAUAACAAAGCUUUAUUCGUCAUCUCCAUGUCAGAUAAUGGAGCCCAAAUUUAUGAAUUGGUAGCACAGACGGUUUCUGAAAAGACGGUCUGGCAAGACCUCAUCUGUCGGAUGGCCGCAUCAGUGAAGGAGCAGUCCACAAAGCCGAUUCCCCUCCCACAGCCGCCACCUUGCGAAGGAGACAAUGAUGAAGAAGAACCAGCCAAGUUAAAAGUGGAGCACCAUGAUCUUUCUGUCGCUGGUCUGCAGAGUCCAGACAGAGUUUUGGGAUUAGAAUCUCCCUUAAUUUCGUCAAAACCUCAGUCCCAUUCAAUGAAUACCCCUGGCAAAUCAGAGGCAGAACAUCUCUUUGUGACCGCAACACAGUUUGCAAAGGAGCAGCAUGCAAAUGGGACCUUCAAGGAAGGUGAUGGCGGGUAUCCAGUCACAAUCUCAGAUCCACACUUGCCCGUGUCAGAGGAGCGGUGGGCAUUGGACGCACUGAGAAAUUUGGGCUUGUUGAAGCAGUUGCUGGUUCAGCAGUUGGGGCUCACGGAGAAGACUACUCAGGAAGACUGGCGGUCCUUCUCAAGAUACAGACCGGCUUCUGAAGAGGCACAGGCGGACAGUGGCAUUCCGGACUUGGAAAGUGUUAAGGCUUGUCAUGCCGGGGAAGGACAGAUGUCUUUUAAAACUGGAACUGGUGAUGUUGCAACUUGUGACAGUCCACGGACUUCAACUGAGUCCUGUGCUGUACAGGAUUCGGUGAUACUGGCUUCCCAAGACAGCCAGGCAAGCAACAUCAUAGAAAUGGACCACAUGCUCCUGACCCCAGAGGUGCCUACUACUGCAGAGCCAGAGGGGGGUCUGGAUGACAGUGGAGAGCACUUUUUUGAUGCCCGUGAAGCACAUAGCGAUGAUAAUCCAUCUGAAGGUGAUGGCGCAGUCAGAAAGGAAGAGGAGGAUGUUAAUGUGCGCAUCUCAGGAAACUGUUUGAUCCUUGAUGGCUAUGAUGCAGUGCAGGAGAGCUCCACAGAUGAGGAGAUUGCCUCCUCAUUCACCCUGCAGCCUGUGACAGGCCUCCCUUCUGUGGACUCCAGCCACCAGCAGCAACACUCCCCUCAGAAUGCCAUUUCCGAGGGGGCGAUUUCACCAUCCACCCCAGAAUUCCUGGUCCAGCGACGCUGGAGAGCUGUGGAGGAUGCUUGCUCUGAGGUCCAGAGUCCCUCUGCUUGGACAGAUUCACAAAGCCAAAUCCUGGAGUACAUUCAUAAAAUAGAGGCUGACCUGGAACACUUAAAGAAGGUGGAGGAAAGUUACACCCUUCUUUGCCAAAGGCUGGCUGGCUCAGCCCUCCCCGACAAGGUCUCAGAUAAAAGUUAGAGCCCCGUGUCCUGGAGGUGACUGCAGGUUUUGGAUUUUGAAUGUCGGCCCUGUAUCAACCACAUCCCGGCUCCAGUGGACACAAAGAGAGUGUGACAGAGGAUCUGCCUGGAACCACCUGGGCUCAGCCACGCCCCAGGGUGCCCCCAGUGGGACUAGUUCUUCAUUCUGGCAGCUGCACACAUCUGUCAGUGAGGGAAUGUCAGGUCUCUCACUCUCCUCUCCUCACUAUCAGAAAUGCAUUUUGAUUCAGAAUAAAAACCAAAUGUAUAGAGCUUUGGGUGUAGGAUAUGAAAUUGUACGUAGGUAAGAAAAAGAGAAAAUCAGAUGUAUUUAUUUGACUUCAUUCCAUAUUUGAAAGCACACUUUAAUUUUUACUUUGCCUUGUUUUGUUUUUAAUUGAGUAGUGAGAGUUUUUGCCCUUUGUAUUUAGCACACCCAAGGAUCAAUUGUUCCUGAAGCCAAGGUCAGGUCGGUCAGGGAUGGAGAGGUUAGUAGACAGGCAAUGCAGAAGAGGAAAGAGGACUACCUGGCCCUCACUAACCUGUAACCCCGCCCUCCUGUCCAGAAGGCUGCCUUCCUGAGGGUCAUCUCAGAGGUGCCGCAUGACUCCUGUGUGUGGAUGACACAGCUCUAGGGUUCCACCCCAGGAAACAAGAGUCCUCAGUACACUAAAUGGCAGGCACUUGAAAAUGGGUGUAUCCCUUGUUGUUGUCUGUUCUGUGGAUAGUUGGGCUUUGGGAGAGAAGAAAACAAAUUUUUAUUUUCUUGAUUAUAAAUUUGUUAUUCUUGGUAUUGUUGCAUUUGUAUAAUUACGCGUUGACUGGCACUUGUAUGAAAUAUUCCCUGCACAGUGAGCAGGAAAUAGGAACAAAGAAAUGGAAUGCUUCAGUGGUGGUGGGUGCUGCAGAGGGGUGGGGUGGGCGGGAGAGGAGUCCGAGAAGGUUUUGGAAACUGAAUCACUACUGAGUUGAACCAUGGCUGUCACUAGCCACGGGUACUGCUGAUUAUAAGGCCAGUAAAAAAAAUUAGUACCUGGAUGUUUGACUCUAAUUUUUUGCACUGAUGGUGCCAAAGGGCUCUGAGUCCCAUGCGGAGCUGAGGGAGGGCAGAGGAAAGUGUGAAGGAGAGCUGCUCGCAUAGCAUCGCUUCAGAGUGCUUUCUCUGACCUCACUGCAUGGCCCUGUCUGUAUGGCGCCAGAACUGGCCUUGGGAGCAGGGGACAGCGCUGAGCAGCGAAGCCUCCGAGGUGCUGACACUGAGGUGCUGACGCCGCUGGUGGCUGCAGUGUGAGCAGCACCUGUGGAGGGCAAGCUGGUCCGAGCUGCGACCUGCAGCUCCUUGAUUCUGAUGGUGUUCAGUGGCUUUCUUUGUGCAUUUGGUAAAUAUGUUUUUGGAGUGUUCUGUAAAAAAGAAAAAAAUCAUUUGUCAAAUCUAAAUUCUGUUAAGAAGGAGUUCACAUGUUGCUUACAUCAUGCAGGGGGGGGGCCUCUGAACUCUGGGGGCAUCAGGAUGUAAUUUAUUCUCCCCUUAAUGCCCCUCUACACAAAGGAAGUGCAUUGUUGCCAAGGAUAGCCCCCCAGCUGCUCUUAUGAACACCUCUACAACUUAACAAGCUCAUCUUCUGGGUCCAGAUUUUCGUCUUUGCCCUUGAGAAUGCCACUGAGUUCUUAGGUCGAUCGGCCAGGAUCCCUGUACCUCAUCUACAAAUUGGAAUCAUAUUUUGAGUCAUAGUCAACCAUAACUCAUAAUGGGGCUUUGAAAUUUUGGAGUAGAACCUAAUAUAUAAGUGAAGUUUGGGAUUUGGAACUCCCUGUAUCUCUUAGGAGAAGCAAGUAGAGACCGAAUGGUUACGUUGUCUUCCAGGCAGCCUCUUACACUACACCAUCUGGGUAGCUCAUCAGGAGAAAAUGCAGACAGCAGUGUUCCGUCUUCACACACUACAGUCCCUCCAGGGUGACCGAGCGCAGCUCAGCCGGAACCCUGUUCUCCUGGAUGUUUACUUUUCUGGAUCUCAGCCUCUCCGAGUUACAGCAGGGCUCACUGGAAAGGUGCUUCGGCAUUGCUCCAGCACUUGCAAAUAAGUGCAUGUCAUAUCAUCACAUCUUCACAUGAAACCUCAAAAUGAAGAACAACACCAACAAACCACUUGUGAGAGCUUUUUGUUUCGUUUCGUUUCGUUUUGUUUUGUUUUUAAUCUAUCAGCCUUACUUCUUGCCUGUCCCCUCCCUCUCUGGCCUCCCGUGCCUUCCAUUUCAUUUUGGCCAUUAGAAUCACAUCCGUUUGACUUUGACAUUGAGUCUCCCUUCCAUGUUGGUGACAACAGAUAUUCCCCCUGUCCUGGAAUGAGAUGGUCAUUGUCAUAGUCCCCUCAAAGGUGGGUGACAAGAAGGUGCUGUGGGUGAACUUCUGCCCUGAAGAGCGCUAGGCAAGCAAGGGGGCUCAGCAUCUUCUGCAGAGCCAGAAAGCCAUGUUUGCGAUGGGUGCAACCUGUGACCCUGCUCUCUUGUGAGCAUAGUGGCUCUUUUGUCACUAAAUGGCAGGUUAUAUGUGAUGUGUCACCCUUUCAGAGAAAAGACCUAACCAAACCAAACCAGCAAACCCUUCAAGUACUGUAAUUUAAAGGAUGGCUGUGACCCCCCACCCCCAGUCUAGUUUCAUAGCAGCUAACUGGACUGUCGGAGCUCAGCUGCUCUCACAACCUAAAUUGUAACUAUCGAUCUGUCAUGUGGCAGGUUGUUCCAUGAAUAUUUUUUCCUUUGUUUUCCCCCAACAACUUUUAAUGACCUCUAGAAAGAACAAGUCCUCUUUUAGAAAGUAUUUUGUUUCUUUGUCUUUGGGGGAGGGAAGAAGAGAAAAGUCCUUGUUGCCGGAAUUUUUUAAGAAGCUAAAGACUUUAAGUAUGCUGCCUCUGAUGCUGUCCGUCUACUUUCCAGUCUGCUCCUUGGCAUUGCCAAGGCCUGAGACUGGCACUCUGCCCAAGCAGCCUCUCUGCAGCCACCUGAGCUGGCUCUGUACUUCUUUCCCUCCAUGUGGCAGAAGGCACCAAAGGUCCUCAAAUACAAACUUAGCGACACCUUGCAGAAGUUUCUGUCCUGUAGAUCAUGGUUUCUUUUUUUUUCUUUUUUUUUUUUCUUUUUUUCUUUUUCUUUCUUUCUUUCUUUCUUUUUUUUUUUUUUUUUUUUUUGACAUUUCACCCCCCAUUUACUGUGAUCUGUAAAAUUGUUUUUUGUUUAAAGGAGCGCUCUCCUUCUGUCUGGUCGCCUUCCCCAUGGAUACCGAGGGUUUGGGUAAUAAUCCGUUGAUCAGGAAAAAGGGGCUUCUCAGAAACCAGUCCCUCCCAGCCAUUUCCAGGUGCCACCCGUGAAGCAGACAUACACAGCACGGUGACCGCAGCGUGCACACUGUUGGUUGUUUUUAAUGAACCUCUUCCCACUAGGACGUCUCACUUUCUCGUUCACCAUACAAUCAUGUACUCUUUAACAGAAAUUGCUUUUAAGAGAAAUCUGGAACUAUCUUUAAAAGAAAAGAACCUUAUUAAUAAUCAUGUAUUUUUACUGAUCACAUUUUGAAAUGCCUAAAAGACUUUUAUUGCUCUAAUUAUCCAGAUGCACCUUUGUAAAAAGCUCUUUUAUGAAUUAGCUGAUAAGACUGUAUGUUUCUGGAACAAAAUAUUGGGUCAUCUAAAACUUUCUGUUUUCUGGGGUCUGGGAAAAUAGAAAAUAAGAAUUCAAAUAUUAAAUAAGCUUAAAAGAA